GAAGAAGUUCCGGGGUCAGGGGUUGCAAGGUGGUGGCAUGAGCUCGCAGCGGGGGAACGUGGCGCGCACGCGGCCGCAGCGCCACCAGAACGCCGGCGCCUUCCGCAACGACAAGUACGGCGCGAGCGCGCAGUGCAAGAAAAUAAAUGCAAAACUUCAUGAUGGAGUAUGUCAGCAUUGCAAAGAUGUCUUGGAGUGGCGUGUAAAAUUCAGCAAGUACAAACCACUAACAAAAUCAAAAAAAUGUGUCAAAUGCCUCCAGAAGACUGUAAAAGAUUCUUACCAUAUUAUUUGUAGACCAUGUGCUAGUAAAUUAGAUGUUUGUGCUAAGUGUGGAAAAGGAGAAGAAAUUGUAAUCCCGAUUAACAAAGGAUCAGAACAAACUGAGAAUGCAGCAGAUGAGAAUGACCAAAGGCAGAGGAGCAGAAAAGAUCAAUUGGAGGAAGGUGCUGAUGAACCAGAUUUUGACAUUUUCUUAGAUGACGUGGAGGAUGAUGAUGAUGAUCCUGAUGUGUUCAAGGAAAAAUUUAAACAUACGAAAAUUGAAAGGAGUCUGAAAAGCUGAAGUUCAAAAGGCUAUAAAGAGACUGUACAAUCAAAGGAAAAA
Messenger RNA from Gavialis gangeticus (Gharial), 607 nucleotides. It is a transcript of the gene CUNH9orf85, whose product is annotated as chromosome unknown C9orf85 homolog. The coding region runs from base 38 to 565 and encodes 175 amino acids. NCBI's taxonomy places the organism in Eukaryota, Metazoa, Chordata, Crocodylia, Gavialidae. The record is from RefSeq and is a predicted model, not a curated record. The transcript has 4 exons.